AUGGGAAUGCGACGGCUACAGCGACUGGAGCGCUCACGAGACCAGCCGAUCCCGGGUUAUUACGAGUUAAUCGAUCCAGGUCCUUCCGGCCUGGACGUGUCGAGAUUCCCAAUCUCCUGGCCGGCUCGCAUGCAGAAUGCUUGUGCGAGUAGCGGUCGAGGACCCUGCUACGCUAGCAUAGAUGAUGUUCAUACUCGACCGACGCAAGCAAUUGCCGAGAUACGGAUCAUCGUCGAGCUCUGGGCUGUGAAACACCCGCCCACGUUAAAGACAGUCCUUGCUAACUACAAUCCCGGCCAGUCUCAUUCCUCAUCCAAGGACGCCAGUGCCAAUGCGACAAGCGGCUCAGUUGAAGACGUUACGGUGGUAUCCUCUCAAGCCUCUGUUGGGAUAAGCCUCUUGCAGCCUCCGUCCUUGGUUGCUGGCGCUGGCGCUGGCGCUGGUGACAGCUCACUGGCGACGACAGCGCACAAUGGACCAAAAUGA
Messenger RNA from Clonostachys byssicola, 486 nucleotides. The record is from the annotation of a GenBank genome assembly. NCBI's taxonomy places the organism in Eukaryota, Fungi, Ascomycota, Sordariomycetes, Hypocreales, Bionectriaceae.